Molecule: messenger RNA, 488 nt
Organism: Heterobilharzia americana
Lineage: Eukaryota; Metazoa; Platyhelminthes; Trematoda; Strigeidida; Schistosomatidae
Source: the annotation of a GenBank genome assembly
AUCACUGAGUAAAGCUUUCCUUACCUUUCCAAAACAUUCACAAUCAAUUAUAUGAUGAGCAAUUGUCUUGCUUUAUGCCUUCUCUUCACAUUAUCUUCAGUGGUCUUUUGUUCAUUAAUACCUUUAACAGAUGCCUGGAAAAUUGAGUCGGGUGAAAUUCCAGUCGAAAGUAUGAUGUCAAGUGAAGAAAUGAAUAUGGAAUUGGGAAAUAUACCUCAAUGGGUUGAUGAAUCGAGCUUUACAUCAAGAAAUCAGCAAAAAAGCAGUCCUUUGGGACUUCAUCCUCGACGUCUAUGGAUUCCCCAGAACAACCAAGGAGACACUAAAGGAAGAUUAUAUCGGGCAAAUAGAGAGCGUCGAUUCUUUUGUAAUCCAAUGGGAUGUGUCUAACUGAUUCUAUUGUAAACACUUGAAAUAACUGCCUACUGAAUAGAUAUAUGUGUACAACAUAAUUAAAAUGAAAUAAAUUUUCUCUUUUCACAACCUAA